GCAGGUGUCACAUCCAGUUUCUCCUCAGACGCAAAAGGGUGAUUCCCACACACACACUCACGCAGAGUCCUGGCUCUCCGUCUGUCAUUUCCUGGAUCCAGCGUGUCCAAGCUGCUGUGGAAACUUUUUAGCAGUGUGUUGUUGAAGGGAAGGAGGGAGGAACGAGUGGGGGAGCUCCGGGAGAUCUACAGCCGCUCUGCAGCACUCGAACUCGGAUCAGUCCGCCUCUGAGCUCCGGGAUGUCGGCCGUGAAGGCUCUGCAGCAGUGGUGUCGGGUCCGCUGCGAAGGAUACCGGGAUGUGACCAUCACCAACAUGACCACCUCCUUCAGGAGUGGCAUGGCUUUCUGUGCCCUGAUACACAAACACAGACCCGAUCUCAUAAACUUUGAUUCACUGAAUAAGGAGGAUGUUUAUGAAAACAACAAACUGGCGUUCAGGGUCGCGGAGGAGUUGGGAAUUCCAGCGCUGUUGGAUGCAGACGACAUGGUGGCCCUUAAAGUUCCUGACCGCCUCAGUAUCCUCACAUACGUGUCGCAGUACUACAACUUCUUCCAUGGACGCUCCCCCAUCGGGGGUUUGGCAGGUAUAAAGCGCCCGGCUGACGGCCCCUCAGACGGCCCCUCAGGCGAACCGUCUGGGAAGAAGAACCAGCCGGUGGUGGCGAAGGUGUUUCCAUCUUCCAAACCGGCCAGAGAGAACAGCCCUCCACCCUCCGCCAACAUCACACGGCCCUCGUCCUCCCCGAGACAGACCAGAAAUACCACAAAGGAUGUUGUGGUGGAGAAAUCUCAUCAGACAAGCACCUUAAGCAACAAGUGUGCGUCCUGCAACCAGCAUGUUCACCUGGUGCAGCGACACCUAGUGGCCGGGAAGCUCUAUCACAGGCACUGUGCAAAGGCAAUGUCGCCUACAAACCCCACUGCACCGUUCAGACCCCCAAACACUCCUGUUUCCAGAUUCACGGCGUUAUUAGAACCAGCCCAAACCAAACCAACGCCUCCAAAUCAUCAAACUCCUUCAACUCCUCCAUCUUACCGAGCUCACACAACUCCUUCAAGUCCUCCAUCUUACCGAGCUCACAAAACUCCUUCAAGUCCUCCAACUCAAACCCGUGCAACACCUCCAACUCCUUCAACUCCUCCAUCUUACCGAUCUCAUAAAACAAAUCCAACUCAAACUCCUGCAACUCCUCCAUCUUACCGAACUCAUACAACUACUCCAGCUGAUCCAACUCCUCCAACUUAUCGAACUCGUACAACUACUCCAGCUGAUCCAACUCCUUCAACUCCUCCAACCUACCGAACUCAUACAACUAAUCCAACUCCUCCGACUAAUACUCCCUCCAGAUUGGGACCAUCGUGGCUGACGGAGAAACCCAGCCCCCCUCCCAGCAUCUCCACCACUUUCUCUUCUUCGUCUCCUUCCCGGCCUGCUUUGAAUCUCUCUUCUGCUGCUAAAGAGACCCCGACACCUGUUGUCUCCAAACCUGCGGCCUCACGGACUACAAAUGUGUCCACCUUCGCCACAACGACCACGAACAAAGACACAAAGACACCGUCUAGCAGCAAAACGACCACGUCUAUAUUUACAACAACACCAUCAGAGAACAAAACGACAACGUCUAUCAACACCAAGACACCGUCUACGGACAAAACGACAACGUCUAUCAACACCAAGACACCGUCUACGGACAAAACGACAACGUCUAUCAACACAAAGACACCGUCUACGGACAAAACGACAACGUCUAUCAACACCAAGACACCGUCUACGGACAAAACAACCACGUCUUUAUUUGCAAAAACACCAUUUAAGAACAAAACGACAACGUCUAUAUUCACAACGACACCGUCUAGCAACGAAACGACAGUGUCUAUUAACACAACACCAUCUAGCAACAUAACAUCAACAUCUAGUAGCACAAAGACACCGUCUAGCAACAAAACGACCACGUCUAUAUUCACAACGACACCGCCUACGGACAAAACGACAACGUCUAUCAACACAAAGACACCGUCUAGCGACAAAACAACCACGUCUAUGUUUGCAAAAACACCAUCUAAGAACAAAACCACAACAUCUAUAUUCUCAACGACACCGUCUAGCAACGAAACGACAGUGUCUUUUAACACAAAUUCACCGUCUAGCAACGAAACAACAACGUCUAUCAACACGACACCGUCUAGCAACAACACAUCAACAUCUAGUAGCACAAAGACACAGUUUAGCAACAAAACAACCACCUCAAUCUACACAACAACACCAGCUAUCAUCACAAUAACACCGUCUAGCAUCACGACACCGUCUAUUACCACAACAACAUCAGAUAACACAAGGCCCGUUGCUGCUCCUCGAAAAUCCACAACGGUGGCAAAUACGCUGAAGUCCAAGCUCAACUUCUUCAAAUCAGAUAGCCCUCCUAAAGAAGAAGAGAAAAAGACUGUAACCACCAGCAUCGUCAUCAACAAAGGGCCGAAUGCGAGCGAUAAGGUGCAGGAGAAGGCCUCGGCAGCGCAGGCCGUCACCGUGGUGGUGAAUGUUGGAGGUUUGGGUAAAAAGGUGGCGAAUGUGAGCUGGGAUACAGAGGAGAAAUCUAAAGCAGUUAGUGGAGGAGAAGAUUCAAAGACUAAAGCAGCAGCAGCAGCAGCAGCUGCCAUCAUCUCCAAAAAACUAACAGAGGAAAACAACAACAACAACACCAGUAAGCCAGCAUGGACCAAUGUAGCGCUGAAGAAAACUGACAAGCCUCCUCAGGUGGAAACUCCUAAGAAAGAUCCGGAGCCUGUGAGAGGGAGACGGAGGCUGAAGGCCGACCCCUCCAUCCUCGCUGACCUGCUUAUCCCCAAAGACCCGAGCCCCGUCAGAACCAGAACCCCAGAGAGACCUGCCUCAAAACCCCGCAGUGCAUCACCCUCUGCAUCAGAAAACAGUGAGUCGCCUUCAGACUGGAGAUUGAAGCUCAAACCCGUCUCCAAACCUGCUGCUCCCUCACAGCCCUCUAAACCCUUGGCUAAUGGAGCUGGAAAACCUCAGACUUCAGAUUCGUCUCCCUCCUCUCAUUUGUCCACCACCAGCAUUUCUGUCACUCCACCUGCAGAAAAGGGAUUCCUGAAUGGGAAAGGCCUCACUACAAAUGGCACCAAGCCUGAGUCCAUGAUUACCAAGAAGAAACCAGACUACAUUCAGAAAGAGGACAUCAUAAAGGAGCUGCAGGACAUCGAAGAUAAUCUGAACGAGUGGGAGGGGAGAGGAGUGGAGCUGGAGUUGAGGCUCCGCAGCAGCGACGCAGAUGGAGAAGAUGACGCAGUCAGUGACGAGCUCAUGAUCGAGUGGUUCAACUUGAUCAGGAACAAGCAGGUGGCCAUGCGCCGGGAGUCAGAACUGGUUUACAUUGGAAAAACGCAGGACCUGGAGGAGGAGCAGCCCAGCGUGGACCAGGAGCUGCGGAGACUGAUGGAGAAACCAGAACAUCUGAAAACUUCCCGGGACAAGAAGAGAGAAGAGCAGCUGAUGGCCAAACUGGUGGAGAUCGUCAACGACAGAAACGCCAUAAUCGAGGGUCUGGAUGAGGACAGACUCAGGGAGGAUGAGGAGGAUGAAGAGCUCGAUAAGAUGAUGAUGACUUUCAACGUCAAGAAAGACAAACCAAAGAAGAAGUCUCCGAUUACCAAACUGUUCAGUUGGGGGAGUAAGAAGGAGGGAUGACGCUCUGCAAACACACCGCAGCUCUCCCUCUGAUGUUUGUGUUUAUUCUGCUGCUCUUGUUGUAGUCUUAAUGUCAGCGUACUCAGCCUGUGAUUCAUAGGAUAACACUGAUAGUGUAUGUAUGCGUGUACGUGUGUGUGUGUGUGUGUGUGUGUCCUCGUUUUGAGUGUAUGUGUGUUCUGUCAUUUUAAGCGCUUUUAGAAAAAUGCCCUUCCCUCUGUCGACUGCAUCACUCAAGAUCUGACAUCGCUCCUGCCUGCCAGUGACACACACACACACACACACACACACACACACACACACACACACACACACACUGUACAUGAUGUUGAGGGGUUAAUGACUCACCAGCCGUGUUGUGAUUGGGUUCAGCGCUCCAGUUGUUAAUUUUAAUACCCUUCUCGUCUUAAUCUGUCUACUUAAUGCUCUCUCACUCACAGAUAUAUGCACACACACACAUUUCCUCUCUAUCGUCUCACACACGCCACUUGCUGAGAUGAUGCUUGUACAGUACGCAGUGUAUACAGUAACAUGGAUGCUAAUACGAGUUAAAGAACAAAGCACUCAGACAACUUUAGGGUCACUUUCUGACCUCUUUUAAGUCGAUUACAUGUUGAACUUUUAACAUUUAAUCUUAAAGGUCCCGCUCUCUGUCGUUUUUCUGUCAAACAGCAUUACAUUUUUAUAUCUCGGUCAACAACAAGUGUACUCAGAGCCAAGGACUAUUCUUUCUUUAUAUAAUAGCAUCUCGUAGACUUGUGGUUCAGGAGUAAAAGCAAUAAGCAGUUAUUCCCCUAAUCUCUGAAUUAUUUUUAUGAUUUUCAGAACAAUUAAGUAUCAGAGAAGGAAUAAUCAUUCUUUAGCUGAACUUGUUACAGCCUUUAAAUAAAUGCAACCUAUAUUGAGGAGAUAUAUAAUUAGUUUGUAUGUCUUAAAAGUAAAAAUAAUUAUGCAGAAAUACACUCAUACAGAAUGAGCAUAGCAUUUCAAUCCUGUUCUUUUGGGAACAGUUGAUCAUGAAAGUUAAUUACUAAUCAUUUUCAAAUGUCCACAACAUAUUAAGGUUUCCAUUCAGCGUCAAUUAUCCUUCAAGAAUGUACAAAACAAUCACAAUAAUUACGAGUUAUUCUCUUCACUGUAUACAUAUUGAUAUGUUUUAGUUACACAUUUACGAGUGAAUUAACAUUUGAUACUCAAACAUGGUUCUAACAAAGUCACUGGACGUCAGGCUUUGUUUUUUUCUUUUCCUAUCCACUCGUGUUUAGCCGUACUUUAAUAUGUAGUUUGUGUUUUUACGGUCGGUCUCGAGAAAAAGGAUGAAUAUGGUUUGUGUCAUGUGACUGAAAGGUUUUCAAACUAAAAGCAUGUUUUGACUGGAUCUGUUGGUCCAUAUUGGAUCUGGAUUUGUAAAUAAACUCUUGUGUGUUUCAUAAUCUAUAACGUGUUUAUGUUCGAGGCACUGAAUCAAACUUCAAAUGUCUGUUCUGUGACCAAACUGCUCCAACUAGUUGGUACUAAACAACAUUAGGAUUGUAUAUAUGUUAAUGUUCUCGUCCCUUUUACUCCCCUUUAUCUCUGUAUAUAGUGUAUAAACGCGUAUAUGUAUAAAUGGUACUAAAGCCAGGUUGAUUAUUAAAUGGAGAAACUUGCCUGGACUUACUGCCUGUAAAAAUGACUGUAAUAAACCUACUAAAAAACA
Molecule: messenger RNA, 5406 nt
Organism: Trematomus bernacchii (emerald rockcod)
Lineage: Eukaryota; Metazoa; Chordata; Actinopteri; Perciformes; Nototheniidae
Product: MICAL-like protein 2
Exons: 16
Coding region: 240-3707 (1155 amino acids)
Molecular function (GO): protein binding
Source: RefSeq, a predicted model, not a curated record